AUGGCGGCGGCGGGCAGGGCGGUCGGACCGGGGGACGCAGAGCAGCGCGGCGGCGAGCGGCCCGCACCCACGGCGGCGGCGGCGGCGCGGGGCACGCCGGGAGAGCGAGUCCGCCCGCCCCGCGACUACAGCUCCCGUCAGGCACCGCGGCGGCGCCUACCAACAGCGGCGCCGCGGGGGGACGGGACGGGACGGGACGGGAGGCGGAGGCGGAGGCGGAGUCGCGCGCCCCACGGCCUCCCCCGGGGCGCAGAGUGCGCUCUGCCGCCAGAGAGCGCUACUGCUCUCAGUGCUUUUUUCCAAGAAACAAACAUCCCCUACAGCCACCACCAUCAGAUGAUGUGCACUCCUGCCAACACGCCGGCCACGCCGCCCAACUUCCCAGACGCCCUCACCAUGUUCUCCCGCCUCAAGGCCUCCGAGAGCUUCAACAGCAGUAGCCCCGUGGCCUCCAUGGCAACUUCCCCGCCGCCCCCGGCCCCGCCGCUGCCCCAGCAUGGGGCCUUCAACCCCACCUGGCCCGCAGCUUCGCCCCCCGGCCAGCAGCAGAGCAUGUGGACUCCAGCCCCCUCGGCGCAGCCCGCGGGCUGGCCAGCCGCCGUCUCCCAGCAGGCCACGGCAGAACAGAAGGCUAACGUGACCAUGGAGGCAGAGAGAUGAGGCCGCAGCAGAAAGCAAAUGCGGCGGGGACCCCUGCCUAUAAAUAUAUAUAUAUUUUUUUCUUUUUCCCCCCCUCCCCGAAGAGGAGAGGAACUCUGCUGCCAGGGUGUCUGGCAGCCGCCAAGACACAUGAGCAAAUAGCUGCCUUGCAUGGGUUUGGUUUGAAGUAGUUUUUACUUGUCCUCGAGCUGAACAGAGCUCCCCAGAGACAGCGGGAGGCUGCGUGGGAUGCAGGACCAGUGCUGGCCUCUGCCUGGGACCCGGCCACUGCCGGGCUCUUGGGGAGGGAGCACCCCCUCCUCUCUUGGGACACCGGAGUUUGCAUGCGAGUGACAUUUACGGAGGAGGUCCCUUCUUCAUGGUCCCCUGGGCCACCCCACCAGGCAGAGUGGGUUGUGCCCGAGUGUUUCCCCCCAUCCCUUGGUCCCACUCGACUGGGUGCGGGGCAGACACCCCACACAGCUUGUUUUUGUAAGGGGGGGGAGAGAGCAAGGGCUGUUCUGCUUGGCCACAGCCUCCACCCCGCAUGUGCCGUGCUCGCUGGUGAGCAGGGCUGGGGGACACCGGCUCCCGGGGAGGCGCCUGGCCCCUCGCCCAGCCCCGGUGAUGGGCAGCAGGGAGUGACCCACCGGGCCAGCACAUGCUCCCCUCGACCUCCUGGGAUGGGGUUUGCCCCGGGGCUGUUUGCAUGACACAGUGUAACCCUAGAGACUGGGAUGGUUUUUAACCCCUCUGUUCUUUUCUCCUGGCGGCUGGAAGUCUCUCUGGAUGCACCGCAGCCGCUUGCAAUACAUGCUCUUCUGCUUUGAA
Molecule: messenger RNA, 1470 nt
Organism: Haliaeetus leucocephalus (bald eagle)
Lineage: Eukaryota; Metazoa; Chordata; Aves; Accipitriformes; Accipitridae
Gene: UBALD1
Product: UBA-like domain containing 1
Exons: 3
Coding region: 1-660 (219 amino acids)
Source: RefSeq, a predicted model, not a curated record